Synchiropus splendidus (mandarinfish) is the source of this 1649-nucleotide messenger RNA. It is a transcript of the gene gemin8, whose product is annotated as gem (nuclear organelle) associated protein 8. The transcript is spliced from 3 exons. Gene Ontology annotation, biological process: spliceosomal snRNP assembly. The coding region runs from base 676 to 1326 and encodes 216 amino acids. The record is from RefSeq and is a predicted model, not a curated record. Lineage: Eukaryota; Metazoa; Chordata; Actinopteri; Syngnathiformes; Callionymidae. Gene Ontology annotation, cellular component: SMN complex.
CAGACUCGGAUCUCUUGCUUUCGAUUCUGGGCUCCCCAGCAACCUUUUAUCAGCUGUUCGGCUGGACGCACGCCAACGAACGCAGUGCGGAUUUCACUUUCAAUUCAGAUUCAAGAUACUGGGAACUAUAUUUCGACGUGAUAAUAUUUUACCACGCGAUGGUGUCAUUUUAUCAUCGAGUAUCCCGGUCCUAUCGCUUCAAAGUACGAACGUUUCAUCAUGAAAUCAAAUAAUAUUUUAUCGCUAUUAUUUUCUAGAAGCAAGUAUGGUUCCCAUUUGAUGGAGCAACCAGUAAGAAGCUUAACUUGGGUGAUUACCUUUGUUUACAUCACCACGAACUUCUUAAAUUACAACACAACACUCGUUUUCGUUUCGUUAUGAGGACGAGAUGGAAAAUACAAAUGGACCACAAGAUGGCGGCAUUGUCAUUCCGAAAACUAGACGCCUCAGUGCCUCAAAGGAUGCUGGGAAAUGAUCUCAGUGUGUACGGAAGUCCAUGUGAUUUCACGGUGAGCUCGUUCUAAGCGAACCAUUUAACGCGCUUUGGAUACCGAGUGUUGUUUAUUCAAGUGGCAUCUUAUUCCGUCCUGGGUCUCUGUUCGUCUUCUGUUUGAAUGAGUCAUUUUAGCAGCGCUUCUGCCGAACGAGCCCACUUUAGCAGUUAGCCGGAGCAGCAUGAUGGAGGAUGCAUCUAGCCUCAUGCCCUGGUUCUGUAGUCCCAUGUACAGUCGCUAUUGGCAGCACUAUCAUCAGGCUCUGGCCUGGCAACAAAGGCACAGGCGGGCCUAUAUGAUGGCUGUACAGGCAGCCUUCAGCGCCCCCUACUGCCACCCACACUACCAAAGCAGCCACCAGCGUGAUGUAGACUGGCAGGCCGAGAACGGUGACUGUUAUCAAGGUGAAGACGGCGACAACGACGACGACGAUGAUGAUGAGGAGGAGGAGGAGGAGGACGAUGAUGAUGUAAGCUCUGAAAGUGAGAUUGAGUGUGAUGUCACCAACAUGGAGAUCAGUGAGGAACUGCGGCAGUAUUUUGCUCAUACAGAGAAGCACAGAGCAGAGCUAAAGAGGCAGCAGGAGCUGGAGGCUGAGCAGCAGGACUGCUAUGUUCUAGCAGACCAGGACCUUCAUGCCAGUUCCUGGACCACCAGUGGAGCGCCCCCUGCCGAGCGUCCCGGAGAAAGACGCCGGGCUGAAAUGAAAAAACUGUACGGCGAAGAUGCAGCAAAGAUCCUAGCUAUGGAGGCGGCAAUGCAACUUAGCUUUGACCGGAACUGUGACUGUAAGCAGCCCAAGUACUGGCCAGUCAUCCCUCUCAAGCUCUAGCUCUUCUUUGACAGCUUAGACUUAUGUAAACCUCGGUAACAUGGAGCCAGUUAGUGCGCGGCCAUGAUGUCAAUUUCACUGACCUCUCAGCUGCUGCCCCAAAUCCAACGUAUGUGAGUUAUGGUUAUGCAACGCUGCACCUCAAGUGGCUGCGCACGAGUUUGAAGUCCACUACGUUACUAGGAGGAGACGGCUGGCCCCCUCCAGCCUGCUGCUGCUUUUAUGCUGCUUCCGCCUGUCAUCAUCAUUUAAGCACAAGCCAUUCCCCCUCCUCCAAAUAUAGAAGCCCGGGUGAGUCUGGGAGUGUUCUCCUUCUUAUUACA